AUGAUCACGCCCCAGCCUACCUCGAGCAUAGACGUUGUUCUCGACUCUGGCUCUGCAUUGUUGCUGGGCGCGACGGCGGACGCCUCUCCCGCACUUCUCCGCGGGCGGGUGAUACUGGAGUUGGCAGAGCCGAUGAGGAUCCAAGAAGUGUCGGUAAGGUUCAGAGGGCGGGCCUCUGUUCCUGCUGUUAGCGAAUCCCUGGGGGACGCAGACGCUCCUUCUGCAUACACCGUCUGCUCGGAGAACUGGCUAUUAUUCGAGUCGGCAUCUCCCGACGACUCACUCCCGGCUGGGACACACACUUACCCGUUCAAGACAUUCAUCGGUGGCAGCCUUCCCGCUUCCACAACAGACUCUUCACCACGUGGUGUAUCUGUCGUAUACUCGUUACGCGCGAUGGCAGUGCGCGCAAAUAAGCGGCCUAACCUCCGGCACACGAUCACCGUUCCCGUCUUGCGCUCCUUCCCGUCCGACUCGCUCGAGUUCUUCCAAUCACUCGACCACGAACAUACUAUCCCGGGGCAGCUAUCAUACUCGCUCUCCCUGCCACACAAAGCAUGGGCAGCCGGCGAUACUCUAUCUGCGAUCUUUCACGCCUCGAUGCAUACGAAGGAGGUCUCCAUCCGGGCAGUGAAGACAUGCGUCACGCAGACGCGGCGGGUGCUGAAGCACGGCGAAUGGGAGCGGCAAGUCGAGACGAUUGCGAGCGGCUCGCACUACGUGCACAAUGCACCGGAAGGCACCCGCGUCCUUAAAUCUAUCCUCGGAAACAACUCGAAGCGCACGCGCCACGUCGCUUUUGCGGAGGAGGACGAGGGUUACUCGUCGGGAUCCACCCUCUCCCCAGUCAAUCAGCUCACAGAUCGCGACAUCUCUGUCGUACUGGAUCUACCCAUACCUCCAUCCACAUCGCCUUCGCACUCCGUCGCCCCUAUCUACGUCGAUCACCACGUGAGUUGGACCCUCACCAUCGUCGACGCUUCUGGGAAAGCUCGCGAUCACCACUGUCGCCUGCCACUGCAUAUCCUCGACCAUAGGCUACUCCUUGAAACCGUCGCAGCGACACUCGCAAGUCGCUUGCAGGCUCUCAACGGCAGUCCGAGUAGUUCAAGUGAUUCGACGGAACUGCCAGAAGUCCACACACCACCGAGUUAUCAGGCGCACGUGCAGGACCGGGUGCCCGAACUGUAUGUCCUUCCGGAGGUCGCGGAACGGAGCUCAUCGCUUCUCAACAUCAUCCCCCCACCACGAAGCGCCGACUUUAGCUUGGCACCGCCGGCAAGUGCGACGCCGUCGUAUGAGGAUGCGGCGAAGGGCUUCCUUGGGGGUUUACCGCCGUUGGAACUAUUGCGGCAGUUACCCAGAUAUGCAGAAGUUUAG
Messenger RNA from Peniophora sp. CBMAI 1063, 1380 nucleotides. Lineage: Eukaryota; Fungi; Basidiomycota; Agaricomycetes; Russulales; Peniophoraceae. The record is from the annotation of a GenBank genome assembly.